GAAGGUCCACAUUAUAUUGUAAACAAGCAGCGACCGCACUGCUGUGCUUCUUGUUCUUGCAAAUUCAAGAUUGCAAGAAGGUGGCGGGGGUUGGGAGGGGAUUGAGUGAAGAAGAGCGAACUCUGUUGAUAGGAAGCAACAAGGUUAGAGCACCACAGGUUUUCCUCAAAGCUUAUGACGUCACCAAAGAAGAACCGACGAUUAUCAUCAUCAACUUGGUCUUCACUUGAUCUGCUCCGUCCUUUUCGCCGGUGCUAGUGUUAGUGAUUGAGUGGGAGGGGGGACUUCUUCUGGUUCGGUUCAAAUCCCACCAGAUCCAGAUCUGCUCAGUGGUUGGACGCUGUCAGUGUGGUUUCUUGUGAUGCCAGCACUGUGCUAAUCCUCAAUGCAGAUCUGCUGGUGGCUUGCGCUGGAUAAUUAAACUCGAGUUUAGGUUUACAUAAGGAGUGUCCUGGAGAACACAGCAAGCAGGAUGCUGCGACUUUCCUUAUUGGUUGUGCUGGCAGCUACAGCACUAGCGGUGCCCCGCCCCCGGCCACAGGCUCCAAACAUUGACAAGCUCUCCACUGAUGUGUUUGGCCCGCCACCAGGCAACACCGGCAACUACAACAAUGGUGGCGGAGGAGAUUUCAAUAAUCAAAAUGGCGGCGGAGGAGAUUUCAAUAAUCAAAAUGGCGGCGGAGGAGAUUUCAGUAAUCAAAAUGGCGGGGGAGGAGAUUUCAGUAACCAGAACGGCGGCGGAGGAGAUUUCAGUAAUCAAAAUGGCGGCGGAGGAGAUUUCAGUAAUCAGAACGGCGGCGGAGGAGAUUUCAGUAAUCAAAAUGGCGGCGGAGGAGAUUUCAAUAACGGCGGUGGUGAUUCCAGUAAUUCAAAUGGUGGAGUGAUAGGGUCGGAUUCUGAUUUUGACGGCGGGGCGUCCCAGUGCACCUGUGUGCCCUACUUUUUGUGCGACAAUGGAACUAUCGUCACCGAUGGUGCCAAUAUCAUAGAUAUCAGGGAGAAGCCGGAGCAAUGCGUCGACUCGCUGCAGGUCUGCUGCAAAGCGCCGCUGGACAAGAAGAGCGUGAACGUGCCGCCACCUGUCGGCCGUCAGGACAACUGCGGCCACCGCAACGAGUAUGGCGUGGGCAUGCGCAUUAAGGGCGACGAGCACAACGAGGCCCAGUUCGGCGAGUUCCCCUGGAUGAUCGGCAUCCUCCAGAAGGACAAUGAGCACUUUGUCUACAAGUGCGGUGGCUCGCUCAUUCAUCCGCAGGUCGUGCUCACCGCUGCUCACUGUGUCAUUGACCAGGCAGCCGACACAAUGUUCGCUCGCGCCGGCGAGUGGGACACGCAGACGAAGAACGAGCUGUACCCACACCAGCAACAGGUGGUGAAGAGCAUCGUCAUCCACGAGAAGUACUACCGCGGAGGCCUGUUCAACGAUGUGGCUCUGCUCUACCUCGACCACCCCUUCCAGUACACUGACAAUGUGGACAUCAUCUGUCUCCCGCAGCAGGAUGAGCUCAGCGACAGCCAGAGCUGCCUGGCUAGCGGCUGGGGCAAGGACAAGUUUGAAAAAGAGGGUCAGUAUCAAGUGAUAUUGAAGAAAGUUGAGCUUCCAAUGGUUGAGCACCAAACCUGUCAAGAUAAGUUGAGAACAACACGUCUUGGGCAGUACUUCAAGCUGCAUGAGAGCUUCGUAUGCGCAGGAGGCAUUCCUGGUAGAGAUACAUGCAAGGGUGACGGUGGAAGCCCGCUAGUGUGUCCAGUGCCUGGAAAGUUGGGCAAAUACUACCAGAGUGGUAUAGUGGCCUGGGGUAUUGGCUGCGGCAACUCAAACCCUGGAGUUUACGUGAAUGUCGGUCGCUUCCGCCACUGGAUCGAUUCACACAUGAACAAUUUUAAUCUGCAAUCAGAUUACGAUUAUAACAAUUCCUUGUGAAAUUAAAUUGAAUGGAGUGUUAUUCAUAGCCUCAUCCAUUUAAUUGCUGGUAAUCUUGAUAAUAUUGUUUCUUGAUCAGGCGUUUCGUAAGCACCGCUUCCCGUGUGAAAGUUUUUUCUUUUUGCAGCAGAAAACAAAUAAAUAACAUGGAGUAUGACUCGCAUUAGGCUACUCGAAAAGCGAUGUGUAAAUGGCCUUAAGAAGGUCUUCUCCCUUAAAAACCAAUGAAUAAAAUAUUAUUUAUAUUCGCUGGAUUUCAAACAUCAAUUUUAGAGUUGUUAUCAUUGAUAUCAUUACUUUUCGUUGCAUUAUAUCUCAUUACAUUGAUAUAAUUCGGAAUAUUCUUAGAGUCAUUUAACAUUGUACUGUUAAUCAAUUGCAAUUAGUUGAGAGAUGAAAAUGCGGUUAUCAUAGUGUUUGUAUGGUCUCAUUCUAUGAAUUGUGUUGAAUUUAUAAUUUUUAUAAAUAAACUGUGAACCUAA
Messenger RNA from Nilaparvata lugens (brown planthopper), 2406 nucleotides. Its product is annotated as phenoloxidase-activating factor 2. Gene Ontology annotation, biological process: proteolysis. The record is from RefSeq and is a predicted model, not a curated record. The transcript has 6 exons. Bases 473 to 1924 code for a protein of 483 amino acids. Lineage: Eukaryota; Metazoa; Arthropoda; Insecta; Hemiptera; Delphacidae. Gene Ontology annotation, molecular function: serine-type endopeptidase activity.